AUGGAGGACAGAAGCAGCUGCAACAAUGACCGGGAGCGCUUGGGAAUACGCUUCACCAUAGACUACCUGCUGUACAACAAGGACAGUAAGUGUAUGAGAGAAGAGCAAAAUAUUCCCGCAGUGGAGCAGACCCCUCAUAGUCUACUGGAGGGCCAGAGUCCUGACAUCCUCUCAGUGAGGAAAAUUAUCAAACCUGGGAGCCCUGAGAAGGGGCCAGAGGGAGAAGAGGGGUCAGAGGAGGAGAAUGAAGAGGAGGAGGAGAUCAAAGGGGGGAAAGAUGAAGAGGAAACCACUCCAGACAGUCCACAGGACAAGCCUUCCCAGUCCUACAUCUCCCUUAUCUCCAUGGCCAUACUUGCUUCAGAGGAGAAGAAGCUCUUGCUGUGUGACAUCUACCAGUGGAUCAUGGAUAACUACCCCUACUUCAAGAGCAAGGAUAAGAACUGGAGGAACAGCGUCAGACACAACCUGUCCCUGAACGAGUGCUUUGUGAAGGCUGGUCGGAGUGACAAUGGUAAAGGCCAUUUCUGGGCCAUCCACCCUACUAACUUCCAGGACUUCUCCAAUGGAAACUACCAUCGCCGCCGGGCUCGCCGCAGGAUCCGCAGAGUAACAGGACAGCUCCCCUACGCCCUGCACACACCCUAUUACCCCCUCCAUAGGCCCAGGGGGGUGUGGUGCUGGUGCUGUCCCCCAGCCCACCCUCUGUCCUACGUCUCAGCCAGGAUCUAUUGGAGCUGGGCCAGCCUGCACACCAGACGACACCCAUCCUCGCUUCGGUUCAAUAGCACCACAUAG
Messenger RNA from Oncorhynchus masou masou (cherry salmon), 798 nucleotides. RefSeq names its product forkhead box protein A1-B-like. The record is from RefSeq and is a predicted model, not a curated record. Gene Ontology annotation, molecular function: DNA-binding transcription factor activity, RNA polymerase II-specific; RNA polymerase II cis-regulatory region sequence-specific DNA binding. Gene Ontology annotation, biological process: regulation of transcription by RNA polymerase II; anatomical structure morphogenesis; cell differentiation. The transcript has 2 exons. The coding region runs from base 1 to 798 and encodes 265 amino acids. NCBI's taxonomy places the organism in Eukaryota, Metazoa, Chordata, Actinopteri, Salmoniformes, Salmonidae.